GCUCUUCAGCUGUAAACAUAUGAGAGAUGUGUGCGAUUAUGUUUUGAAGGGAGGGGCUUGCGCUUUGUAGUAGCCUAUUAUUGAAUACCGUGGAGCAGACCGAUCGGAAGGCAGAUUCUGUCUCUCUACAUUGACUUGCCUGCUUCGUGGUUGUUUGCUAACCCGGCGAAAGAACAACCGUUUACUUGCUGAACUCAAUAGAUUUGAGACCCUCCUCAAUGUGGAACAGGCUGAGGCUGGAGUGACUGACACACUGACUGACUGGUGCUCAGAUUCUCUCUCUCUCUCUCCAGGGCGUAACCAUGGACGACGACUUUGAGCGGCGCAGAGAGCUCAGGAGGCAGAAGCGGGAGGAGAUGCGCCUGGAGGCUGAACGGAUGGCCUUCCAGGGUAGUAAUGAGGAUGAGGAGGAGGCUGCAAGGGAGCGUAGACGCAGGGCACGUCAGGAGAGGAUGAGAGGGAUGGGAGGCGAGGAGCCCAGUGACAGCGUGGGGAUGACCAACAGCCACAGUGUAACCGAGACUGUGUCGGUGUCCUCCUCUGUGACCUCCUCGGGUGGAGGAGACGAUGAUGAGCAGGCCCUGCUGGAGCGCAUGGCCAAACGAGAGGAGCGCAGGCAGAAAAGGAUGAUGGAAGCUCUGGAGCGAGAGAAGGAUCAGAACCCCGGCAAUGCCGGUAACCACGGCAGCGGGGAGAAUAGUGUGGAUGAGAGGUCCGUCGGCCGCAGGGGCCGUUACCAAGACAACGAAGAAGAGGUGGAAGAGCGGAACUGCCGAAAGAAGGAGGAGGAGGAGGAGGGGAAGGCUGCUCCGGAGGAGGAAGAGGCUGAGCAGGGAGAGGAAGAGGAAGAAGAGGUGGAGGAGAAACCGAGACGAUCCUAUAUGAGAGAACAGGAAUCCAUUGACGAGAAAACUAGAAACGAGGAAGAUACAGGAGAACAAGCGGUGGUUUUAAAUGAGGUUAAGGAAUCAGUCAACUCAGAGGCAGAGGUUGAAGAAGAUGCUGAAUUAAGUGAUAAGGUAGAGGAACCAGAUCAGUUAGAGGUAGAGGGCACGACAGUGACACCGAACAAUGAGACUGAGGAAGACUGUGACAUACCAACAAUCCAAAAUGGCUUGGAUGUGGUGAAUGAAAAGCAGAAUGGAGGUCUGCACGAGGAGACUCCUCCAAAACACAAAAAAACAGAAAGGACCCUGAGCCGCGGCAGCGUGCGCUCCCCGGAGGCGGGGGCGGAGGAGGAGCAGGACGACGCGGCGAACCUGGAGGCGGAGCGUAAGCUGGAGGAGCUGAAACGGCGCCGUGGCGAUGCGGAGAGCGAGGAGUUCGAGAGGAUGAGACGGAAGCAGCAGGAGGCUGAGCAGGAGCUGGAGGAGCUGAAGAAGAAGAGGGAGGAGAGGAGGAAGAUCAUAGAAGAGGAGGAGAGACAGAAGAAACAGGAGGAGGCCGAGAAGAAGGACAGAGAGGAGGUGGGGUUUGAAGUGGACAAGGAGGAGAGGAGGAGGAUGAAGGAGGAGAUAGAGAGGAGGAGGGCGGAGGCGGCCGAGAAGAGACAGCAGAUGGGGGUGGAGACUGUCGACGGAGAGGCCAAACCCUUCAAAUGCUUCAGCCCCAGAGGAUCCUCCCUCAAGAUUGGUGAAAGGGCAGAGUUUCUGAACAAGUCGGCACAGAAAAGCACGGUGAAGACGUCUCACUCUCCUGUCGUCUCUAAGAUUGACAACAGACUGGAGCAGUACACCUCUGUUGCGCAGAACAAGGAUAUGCGGUCCCCACGCUCCGGUGCCGUGGACCUGCCAAUGGUGACAGAUGGGAUACGUAACAUCAAGACCAUGUGGGAGAAAGGCAACGUUUUCAACUCGCCCGGGGGCGGCGGGGGCACGUACAAGGAAGCAGCUGGGAUGAAGAUAGGUGUGGCGGGCCGCAUCAACGACUGGCUGAAUAAAACCCCCGAGAGCAAAACGCCGGGAGGAAGGCCCGCGGAUCUGAAGCCAGGAGAUGUGACUAACAAGAGAAGUCUGUGGGAAAACAAGGGAUCCUCCCCAGCCAAGGUGACUGGUAGAGGGGAGAAUAAAUCUGUUGCCAAUGCAGGUAUGGGACACGAAUGAUACGAAGAGCUUCUUCUGAAGGCUGGUGGGGACCAAGACAAUCCAAGACUCUUCCUUUUUCUAUGUGUAUUAUACCAAAACAAUAUGACCACCACCCUGAGGGAACCCAAGGAAUGGAGAGAAACAGGAGAUUUUAUUUAAUAAGCACUGUACUGAAACGAAUAGCCACCAUCUCGUAAUCUACAGUGUAGUGCCUUUUGCACAACGAAUUUGCUAUGAUUUACCUUCUCAACAAACAAAAUAAUAUGCUGUGAAAUUUGGAUGUUUUAUGAUAUGGUGAUUUGUUUUAUAUGUAAUAAGCAAAAACUUGCAGAAGAAAAAAAUAAUAAUUGAGAUUAGAUAUAUUUCCCAUGCGCUCUUCAGUACGUGUGUACUUUUGAUAUAGUGGAGAAAUGUUUUUUAUGAGGUUUCCAGUUCCACAAUCAUCUCCGUGUUCCAAAGAGAGAGAUCUACCAUCGAUGCUCUGUCCAUGUCGUCCAUCUCACUUCUUUUUUUAUUUAUAUUUAAAGCAAAGCUUCACACAUAGCUAUUUUAUUCAUGUUCACCAGUUCAGGAGAGAGAUUAUAAGCACUCCGUAGAUUUGGCUUAUUUCACUUUAUUUUGUCUUACCAAUAGUGCAACAACGGUCUGAGUUAAUGUGUUAGCACAGAAGUACACGUCGUUAUGAAUAUUAUACUGUAUCUUCUAUUACAGCUUUAUACUCAAGAUUUGUUUCGCUUUUGUACUCUAAAAUUAAAUGACUACCAACCGACAAGAGGCAAUGAAAGGCAGUGCAAACAACUAAAGGAAAGUUGUAUAUUAAGACGGCUAUUAUAACGUUUAUUAUCCUCGUUUCAAUUUAUUUAUGUUUUUGUUUUUUAACGUGUUUUGUCAUUGGCUGUUUUUGUGGCUUUUGUACCUGCUGUUUUGAAUCUCUAAAUUCACUUUGUUAAACUUGCAAACAACCCAUGAUGCAGCAGGUGUACUUAAGAGUUACAUCCUCAUUUUAGGGACUCUCUGACCCACAACAUUCCACACCACUAAGCACACCGCCGGGCUUAUUCACAUGCAUGCUCCAAUGGCUUCUAUCCAGGAUGUUAAGGACCUCCGCGUUGUCAGUGAGGUUGUCUGAAUAUAGCAGGCCAGAUACACAUUUAUACACCGUGCCUGCACCUUGAGACGGCAUCGGUUUUAAGCUGUAUGCCGCCUUGCCAUUUAAGCCCAAAUCCCAUGUACUAAUAACUAUAGGACUCUGGAAGAAGGGAAAGUGCACAUUUAGAUGUGGACAAUGAUCGAGGAUUGAGUCAGUCAACAGCAGACACAUUUUGACUCCAGAUGACAAUUGCGCUUGACGCUUGUGUUGAGUUUUCUUAAAGUUGCGUUGCGGUAUGUAAGAUCAUGUUUCCAGUACAAAUCCUUUACAUCCAAAAUGGUCUCAAGGCCUUGUUGUUGCAGGCACCGAAUAAACUGUACCUUCCACUUUGCCAACUCAGUUUGACUUCAGCUGUUUCUUUCUUCUUCAUUUUAACGUUUCAUUAUUGAGGAUUAUGCGUUUCACGUUUCGCUCAUUCAUUUUUGCAUGACAUGCUUUGUUGAUAUGGGUAUUAAAUAAAGGUUAUCAGGGGCAUUGAAAGAUUGUUCUGUGUAAACCUUGACAAUCACAUUCCAUGACUCCUUAGAACUACAAGCAAUGGAGUCUGACCAAGAUAUAUAUGACAUUAUUUUACAUUGCUGUUAUUUCAUAUUUUGGUAAUUUAGCUUUUUAUUUCAAACACCCUCAUUUAUUGUGUAGAGUUAACUAUGCAAGGCACACUAUCUGCAGUUUCAGAUCAAACUUUGUGAUGGGAGUGGGUAGUUUCCUACAGAAUAAAUGUUCUGAAAUAUUUGUACCGCUGACUCAACAACCGCAAUAAAGAGAUAUAAAUUGUU
Molecule: messenger RNA, 4010 nt
Organism: Oncorhynchus tshawytscha (Chinook salmon)
Lineage: Eukaryota; Metazoa; Chordata; Actinopteri; Salmoniformes; Salmonidae
Product: non-muscle caldesmon
Exons: 17
Coding region: 303-2102 (599 amino acids)
Biological process (GO): angiogenesis; muscle contraction; actin filament bundle assembly
Cellular component (GO): actin cytoskeleton
Molecular function (GO): actin binding; myosin binding; calmodulin binding
Source: RefSeq, a predicted model, not a curated record